AUGUCCGACUCCCUCGCCGCCCUCCGCAAAAACCGCCGCGACGAACUCGCAAAGCUCGCCGACCAACACCUCCAACACGACCUGCGCGAAUCCGACCGCAAUGCCCUCAAAACUGCCGCCACGCGAGUCUCAACCUGGACUCUGGUCGGGUCCGCAGCCGGAAUCGGCCUGGGCUUCUUCGUUGCGUUUCGACUCCGGAGUGCGCGCAAGGCGAUGUUUGAGGCGUUCAAGGCGCGAGAGAAGCCUGUUAGUGUUGUGUUUGCAGAUGGACGGACUGAGAGUAUCCCUGACAUCACGCCGUUACUGAGACCGUCUACAUGGGGAGACUUUGCGACUUAUUUCUUUGCUUCGGCCGGAGGACUGUUUCUGGGUGGAGAGCUCGGCCUCCUGGGCGGCUCAGCUAGCGCCAGCCGCAGCAUCACCAAAGACCCCGAAAUGAGGAAGCGGAUAGAAAAUGCGUUCCGGAAAUUCAGAGCGGAUGUUUUACGGAGGGAAGCUGAUGAGCUUGAUCGCUCUGAUAGUGUGUGGGAUAAGAUGUUUUGA
Messenger RNA from Talaromyces amestolkiae, 543 nucleotides. RefSeq lists its product as uncharacterized. The transcript is spliced from 3 exons. Bases 1 to 543 code for a protein of 180 amino acids. The record is from RefSeq and is a predicted model, not a curated record. Lineage: Eukaryota; Fungi; Ascomycota; Eurotiomycetes; Eurotiales; Trichocomaceae.